Effrenium voratum is the source of this 2334-nucleotide messenger RNA. The record is from the annotation of a GenBank genome assembly. NCBI's taxonomy places the organism in Eukaryota, Dinophyceae, Suessiales, Symbiodiniaceae.
AUGGAACCCAGCUCCGGCUUCUACUGGGACCCUGUGCUGGUGCUGGACUUCAAAGGCAUGUACCCGUCCUUGAUCGUGGCUCACAAUCUGUCCUUCGACACCUGCCUGGGCCACUCGAGGCGCACUGCAGAAGGACCUACGUGCAGCCUGGGAGUGAGUCACCCUUGGCAACUGGGAGCGGGCGAUGCAGCAAAUGUGGCUGCGCUCUUUGGCCCCAGCCUGGAGGAUGAGGCGCUGGACUCGCCGGUUCGUUUGGCUGCCAGUGGCAGCAUCUUCGUUGGCCCUCAGGUGAAGAGGGGCUUGCUUCCCUUGAUGCUGGCGGAGGUGCUGCAGAUGCGCGCGCAGACCAAGCGCCUGGCAAAGCAGAAGUCCACCUCGCCGGCAGUUGCAAAGCGGCUGGAGCACAAGCAGUUCGCCUUGAAGUACUUCGCCAACGUGACCUAUGGUUAUUCAUCGGCCUCUUUCAGCGGCCGUAUGCCCUGCGCCGAGCUGGCGGACGCCAUCGUGGCCACCGGGCGCCGUGCCCUCGAGGAGGCCGCCAACUUCAUCGAGGCAAAUUGGGCAGGGGCCAAGGUCAUUUAUGGAGACACGGAUUCCGUCUUCGUGCAGUUGAAGGGCUACUCCCUGGAGGAGGCCUUCCAAACUGGCCGGAAGAUCUGCGCCGAGGUCUCCGCAAAGCACCCGGCCCCGGUGGAGUUGGAGUUCGAGAAGGUCUACCUUCCGUGCCUUUGCCUCACCAAGAAGCGCUACGGCGGCUUGGCCUACGCCAAGCCACCCUCAGAGGGCGGCAGCGGCGUCUUCGAGGCCAAGGGGCUGGAAGCCAUCCGUCGGGACCAGUGUCGCAUGGCAAGCAACGUGCAGAACGAAGUCCUGAACGAGUUCUUCCGGACGAAGGACUUGUCUGCAGUGAAGCGCAUCUUUGUGGCUCACGCCACCGACCUUCUCAAAGGUAGCCGCCACACGGUGGCGGAUCUAUCCUUCUUCAGGGAGGUUCGUCUUGGCACAUACCGGGCAGAGGCUGAGGAUGGCGGCUCGGCCACUCUGCCGCCGCAGGCCGCGGUGGCUAUGAGCAAAAUCGCGGCAGAAGGUGAGGCGGCGGCCCCUGAGUACGGGGAGCGGGCCUCCUUUGCCGUGUCGCUGGGCAACAUAGGUGCCAGGCUCGUGGACCGAAGCGUGCCGCCGCCGGCCCUGGCAGAGGCUGCGGAUUCACAGAUUGUUUUCGGGGGACGGGAGGGUGGCAUGGAGUGGACAGGCCCAGUGGUCGUGCGGCAGCCGCCGGAGAUGCUGUCCCAGUUGCCUAUGCGGCCCGCUUUAAGAUCGCCCGUUUCCACUGCCCAGGGAGGCCGCGAUGGAGGCCAAGCCACGCUGCCGCGCAUGCUGCGGGUGGCGUCAGCGCCAGUGCAGCUGAUGGAGGAACCCUCAAGGCAUGCGCAGCCCCUCCCCUGGGUGGUGCAGCAGCCAGGCGCUGUGGUUCUCACCUCUGGGCGUGCGAGCGGCGACUGGGUGGAGCUCCUCUUUGCCCAUCUCCGGACCGGCUGGGCCCCGCUGCGCGCCUUCGCGGCGCUGUGGGAGGCCGGCUGCCAUGGCGAUGUUGCGGAAGACGCAGGAGGAAUGCAGAAUGCGAUCCAGAGCCACCAGAGUGCCAUGCUGCGCGUGGCGCUGGCCCCGGCCCUGGCAUCGCCUCUGGAGCCACUUCCAAGUUUUCGGCUGGAGCAGCGGGGGCAGCAGGCGCACGUGUGGCUACCGGAUGACUUCCGAGCUCCUCUGCCUCUGCUGAUCGUCCUGCACGGCUCCAGGCCUCUGGACUGGGACUUCCUGUCCUUCACCGAGCGAUGGUGUAAGGACGCAAAGGAACGCACCGUGGCCAUCAUCGUGCCGGAGUCUCGGGGACCCACCUGGGAUUACCUCCUCACUUGCCAGAGGGAGGACAUGGAUUUCAUGGAGUUUGCCAUCAACGAAGUCCGACGGCUGGUGCCCAUCGACGACCGGCAGAUCGCCGUCAUGGGCAUGUCCGACGGGGCGUCCUUGGGCCUGUCCAUGGCGCUCCGGAACCCCAAGGUCUUCGAAGCAGCGCUGGUCCAGGCCACUGGGUUUUACAUCGAGCCGAGAGAUCGAGACACCAAGCCGAGGAUCUAUAUGGAGUACGGCACGAAGGACAAGCUCUUCGGCCCGGAAACUGUGGCGCUGCCAAACCGCGAUCGGCUGAGAGCUGCCGGGUACCAAGUCGAGUUUGCCAUGAUCCCUGGGGCAGGACACAUGGUGCAGGAGCGGUUCUUCGCAGCUGCGCUGGACUUCUGGCUUUGCCCAAGCGCAGCUUGCAAGCGCGCCACGUGA